Messenger RNA from Sceloporus undulatus (fence lizard), 3702 nucleotides. It is a transcript of the gene ZNF692, whose product is annotated as zinc finger protein 692. The record is from RefSeq and is a predicted model, not a curated record. Gene Ontology annotation, biological process: regulation of transcription by RNA polymerase II. Bases 262 to 2025 code for a protein of 587 amino acids. Gene Ontology annotation, cellular component: kinetochore; chromosome. Gene Ontology annotation, molecular function: chromatin insulator sequence binding. NCBI's taxonomy places the organism in Eukaryota, Metazoa, Chordata, Lepidosauria, Squamata, Phrynosomatidae. The transcript is spliced from 12 exons.
UCCUGUGUAGCUUUCCUUUUGGAGCCGGGCUGCAAGCAUCCUUCCUGGAGGAGCAUCCUCAAAGGAGCCAGGGUCUCCCUUCUUCCCCAGGAGCCUCCUUCCCAGCAAGGCAUGGCCAGGGCCAGAGGAUGAGGCAGCCGGCAGGGGGCGCUGCUGCUCAGGAGGGCUCCUCCUUCUUCGGAAUCCCCGUGUCACGGGCCUCGUGGGAAUCCCCUGACACGUGUCUCCCCCUCCGCCUCGGCUCCUUGUAGUGGAUUUGAGAUGAUGGAGCAUAUGCGCCAGGGCUGCCAACGGGCCUCGGAAACUAUUCGCAAGCAGAAACGCAAGGAGUUGGAUGCCAGGCGCGGCAAAUGCCGGAUUCGUAUCGGCAGCCAUCUGGAUCAGUGGUGUCAGCUUAAAGAGCAGUUGGGUUUCUCCUUGCACUCCCAGCUGGCCAAGUACUUGCUUGACAGGUACAAUUCAUCUAGCUCAGUGGUAAAAACAGGACAGGAUGGCUCCAACACCACCCCUCAUCCUUUUCCUUCCAAUGCACUGCAGCACCUUGUUGUUCUUUCCCAUAAUCACAGCCAAGAGUGUGGCUUCAUCCCUAACAUGAAGUCCACUUUGUUGGACCAAAAAAGAGUUUCAGACAGCAUGGUGUGGGAGUGCCUGGCUGGCCACACCUUCUCUUGGAAACCUUCCACCCCACAGACCUGCACGCCACCCCUCUGCAAAGUCACCUCUGGAGGCCAAGACGAGGAGAAGGAGGGAAAAGCCGUGAGUUCCAAGCCCAGUCCCCCACCCUCCCCCACCAUCCGACGCCGGCGUUCCCUCCGCCGGGCUGCAGCUGCCCAUGCCUUUUCCUUAGCGCUUGCUUCUAACUCACCAUGUCCAGUGGAUGAGGCAGAGCCAUCUUCCAGAGAGGAUGGGGAGGGCAGUGCGGACAGAGAGAGGACAGGAUGCAUAUCUCCUGGCAGCGGAACAGACUUGGGCAAGGAGACAGUAUUGCUGCGUGGCCACAGCACUGAGGAGACAGCCAUUCCAUCCGAAGAAAUAAUUCCAGGUGGAACAAAACUCCCAACGCCUGAAAACACUUUGGCUCCACUGGAUGGGACGCCUGAAUCAUUGCCAGACCAACAAGAGGAAGAAGAAAAAGCAGGAGGAGAUGAAGAAGGAGAUGAAGAUGAUUUGGCAGAGGAAGACAACCUGGCCUAUGCAGAUGACUUGCGAGAUGAGAAUUAUCAUCCUUCUCUAGAGAGAGACUCCAAGCAACGACACCACAACCUGAUAAAGGGGAGUAAAGUCCCUCCAGAAGAAGAGCAGCCCACUGGUGAAACGUGUCUCACUAGCCAGGACCCUUCUGAGGAAAAGAGUGGCGAAGUGAGCUGUAAGAAGUGGACACAGCCUAGUGAUGAAGAUGUGGCCCAGAUUGGUCCAAAGCGAAUCAGGAAGGCAGCCAAGCGAGAGAUCCUCCUUUGUGACUAUGAUGGCUGUGGGAAGAUUUUCUCCAACCGGCAAUACUUGAAUCAUCACAAGAAAUACCAGCAUGUUCACCAAAAAACCUUUACCUGUUCAGAUCCCAGUUGUGGCAAGUCCUUCAAUUUCAAGAAACACCUCAAGGAACAUGAGAAACUGCAUAGUGAUAAACGUGACUACAUCUGUGAGUUUUGUGCCCGCUCCUUCCGGACAAGCAGCAACUUGAUCAUCCAUAGACGAAUCCACACUGGAGAAAAACCUUUACAAUGUGAGAUUUGUGGGUUCACCUGCCGCCAGAAGGCCUCCUUGAAUUGGCACAUGAAGAAGCACGAUGCCGACUCCUUUUACCAGUUUUCCUGUGACCUCUGUGGCAAGAAAUUUGAGAAGAAGGAUAACGUCACAGCCCACAAGAGCAAGAGUCAUCCGGAAACGGUCACUGGGCCUCCCCAGUCUGUCCUUGGCCCACCACUGGCUGUGGAGCAGCUGGAAAACUCUGGGCAUGUCCAGCCUAGUAACACACAGGAGAAGACAGGGCACUCUCCCCUUGCCAUCAGAGUCAUUAUAGAGUAAAGGACUGUGUAAAGUGAGAGGCAGAGAAUGGCACAAAGGAUUCCUGACAAAUCUCCUUAGCAGAGAAGGGCUCUAGGGUUUCAUGCCCGGCUACAGAGUACCCAUGAGAUGAAGGCUCCCCCCCGGGUGGAGGGGAUGAAGAAGGCCAUGAGCCCCUAAAGCACAGAUCCACCAACCAGAUUCCACCUGCUCAGCUCAGCCAGUUCCUGCAUCAGACAGAGAGUCCUAUGCUCAACACUGUCUCAUUUCUGGAGGGCCAGCCAUUAUCCAAUAGGAAUCACCCCCAAAUCUUUCCUUUUGUGGUGGAUGGCCGACACGCUUUUGUUCAGACUCCCAAGUGACUAAGGAGCUGAUUCUAAGGCAGGCACCCAGGUCUUAGUUCUCCCUGCUCUGGAUUUACCUUAUGUGGAUGGACAAUGAUGGAAGAUAUGAAGUGCCCAGUGGUUGUUUUUUAAACCAUCCCAGCUGAGAACCUGACAAGAUCCUGCAGCUCAACAUGGCCAGGCUUUCUUCUUUUCCAUUUAUUACCCUGGUCCAUUUGGUUUGCAUCUGUUCCUGGACAUGAUGGGGAAAACCAGCCCCAUUCCUGUAGAGCACACUUGCUGAAUGCAGAGAAAUUGAUGGAAGGCCUUUGCCUGUUCAAAGCAUGUGUGCCGUUAUAGAGCUGUGAUCAGGGAUUGAAGGUACUUUAGACUAAGGAUUCUGUACCAUGAAUGACUGAAUUUUACAUUUUAGUAUAAGUUACCUAAUUUUUCUAGGUACUUAUUUUACAAAAUUACAUUUUACUAGAUGUGGAAAGCUGGCUGACUAGUUCUAGAGAGGAAGCUGUACUGGGCACUUUAGUCCCAUCCCUUGGCAAUCUUAGGCAUUGGCUUUUGAGAUCUGCCGAGUUUUCAAGCCUAAAAUAAGUAGCAAAUACCUAGUCCUUAUGUCUCCAAAAAGACUAGCUUUGUGUGUGUGUGUGUUUAUUUUUAAUCAAAGGUGAGAUUCUCAGGUAACAACAUUUUGCAGCCAGUCCUACACCCUGGAUUUAUUUCUGCAUUAAGUAAACCCUGAUCUUAGUUGUUUUCCAUUCCCACUGAUUAGCUUAACACAGCUUUUAAAUUACGUGGGCCAUUAAUAAGUAUAGCCUUCACCACUGUGCUCCUCACAGCUCCUGAGACCUUUCAUGUCAAACAGUGUGAAGAUGCAAUUUUUUUACUUUUGCCAACCAGAAAACAUUUGUGGUCUCUCAUACAGUGUGCUAAGCCAAAUAAAGAGUUCACAGGAGAGUAUCUGGGUGAACGUAUAUGGAAAAAUGAAACCACUAUUUAGAUACCAAUGAGUGCCCUGAUCUCAGUGCCACUCUUGAUCUUUCAUUCCCAGAGGAGUUUUAUUUCGGGUAAGUUCUGCCUGAUCCUACUUUGAAUGCUCAUGUUCUUGAACAAGAGUGAGGAACCAUGGGCCCCAGGGCUAAAUUUAGCCCUCUGGGUUUCCUCCUGCUCUUUGACUGCCUUUUGUUGGUAGCAUCCCAGCUUUUCUACAGGUUUCUCCACCAUUCUAAUCAGUUGAAUUGCUUCUCCUAAGGCUUCAUUACUGGCAGGAAGAGUUUCAGAUUAAAGUAUGAUGGUAUAUUUGGUUGCACCCUUUUGCCUUUCAUCCCACCCAUUGCUGGAAUGUACUCCCCCCCCCCCCCCC